This is a messenger RNA of Coccinella septempunctata (seven-spotted ladybird), 4010 nucleotides long. RefSeq names its product RNA polymerase-associated protein CTR9 homolog (gene Ctr9). Gene Ontology annotation, biological process: regulation of DNA-templated transcription. Gene Ontology annotation, cellular component: Cdc73/Paf1 complex. The record is from RefSeq and is a predicted model, not a curated record. Gene Ontology annotation, molecular function: RNA polymerase II complex binding. Bases 134 to 3823 code for a protein of 1229 amino acids. The transcript has a single exon. Lineage: Eukaryota; Metazoa; Arthropoda; Insecta; Coleoptera; Coccinellidae.
AGUCAUGAAAUGAAGUUUAUUUGUCAGAAUUUAUACAGAUAGUUGUCAAUUUUGAAAAUAGUGUGUUAAAAAAGCUGGAAAGUGUUUAUUUGUGCAAUAUAAAAAGUGUGGUCUCUAGAAGACCCCAUUCAGAAUGGCGUCAGGGGCAAUUGAAAUUCCUCUCAGAGAUACUGAUGAAGUUAUCGAACUACAUGCAGAUCAGCUUCCUGAUGGAGAAGAAGUACUGGGAAUUCUAAGGCAAGAAAACUCACAGCUUUCAAUAUGGGUGAAUUUAGCCCUGGAAUAUUAUAAGCAAAGAAAAAUUGCUGAUUUCAUAAAAAUAUUGGAAACUUCUCGAGUGGAAGCUAAUGUCGAAUACAGGGAUUAUGAAAAGGAUCAAAUGCGAGCUCUGGAUAUGCUUGCUGCUUAUUAUGUACAAGAAGCAAAUCGUGAAAAAAAUAAAGACAGGAAAAGGGAAUUCUUCACCAAAGCCACCUUGUUAUAUACAACAGCUGAUAAAAUUAUUAUGUAUGAUCAAAACCAUCUACUUGGACGUGCAUACUUUUGCUUGUUGGAAGGAGAUAAAAUGGAACAAGCUGAUGCUCAAUUUAAUUUUGUUCUCAAUCAGUCACCAAACAAUAUCCCUUCUCUGCUUGGAAAAGCAUGUAUAGCAUAUAACAAAAAAGAUUUCAGAGCUGCAUUAGCAUUUUACAAGAAAGCAUUAAGAACAAAUCCUAAUUGUCCAGCUGUUGUGCGUUUAGGUAUGGGACAUUGUUUCAUGAAACUUGGAAAUCAAGACAAAGCUAGGUUAGCAUUUGAUAGAGCACUUCAAUUAGAUAAUCAGUGUGUGGGUGCUUUAGUCGGAUUAGCAAUUCUGAAACUCAAUCAACAACAACCUGAAUCUAUUAGAUCAGGUGUUCAGAUGUUAUCUAAAGCUUAUACAAUUGAUUCUUCGAAUCCAAUGGUAUUGAACCAUUUGGCAAAUCACUUUUUUUUCAAAAAGGAUUACAAUAAGGUUCAGCACUUAGCGCUACAUGCUUUUCAUAACACUGAGAAUGAAGCCAUGAGGGCUGAAAGUUGUUAUCAACUAGCGAGAGCUUUCCAUGUGCAAGGAGAUUAUGAUCAAGCCUUCCAAUAUUAUUACCAAGCGACCCAAUUUGCACCUGCUGCAUUUGUAUUACCACAUUUUGGUCUUGGUCAGAUGUAUAUAUACAGGGGUGAUACAGAAAAUGCAGCUCAAUGUUUUGAAAAGGUGCUUAAAGCUCAACCUGGAAAUUAUGAAACAAUGAAAAUUCUAGGAUCUAUUUAUGCUAAUUCAUCAUCUCAGUCAAAACGAGAUAUUGCUAAACAUCAUUUGAAAAAAGUUACUGAACAAUUCCCUGAUGAUAUUGAAGCGUGGAUAGAACUUGCUCAAAUAUUAGAGCAAUCAGAUUUACAAGGUUCGUUGAAUGCGUAUGGAACAGCUGUACAAAUCCUGAAGAAAGAUGUUCAAGCAGAAAUUCCAACUGAAAUAUUGAAUAAUGUUGGUGCGCUUCACUAUCGUCUGAGCAACCUAGAAGAAGCCAAGAAGAAUUUGGAAGAGGCUCUUGUAAGAGCAAAAACAGAAGCAGAACAUGAUCCCCAAUAUUACAAUUCGAUAUCUGUAACUAUAACCUAUAAUUUAGCGAGACUCAAUGAAGCCUUGUUUCUGUUUGAUAAAUCCGAAAAAUUAUAUAAAGAUAUUCUCAAAGAACAUCCAAAUUAUGUCGAUUGCUACUUAAGACUUGGCUGCAUGGCAAGAGAUAAAGGUCAUAUUUAUGAAGCAUCUGAUUGGCUUAAGGAAGCACUGAGAAUCAAUCAAGAACAUCCUGAUGCUUGGUCCCUCUUGGCCAAUCUACAUUUAGCUAAGGCAGAAUGCCUGCCAGGACAGAAGAAAUACGAGAGAAUUUUGAAGAAUCCUGCAACUUCUCAAGAUUCAUAUUCUCUUAUCGCUUUAGGUAAUGUUUAUUUACAAACAGUCCAUCAAUCGUCUAAAGAUAAGGAAAGGGAAAAACGACAUCAGGAAAAAGCUUUAGCUUUGUUCAAACAGGUCUUAAAACUUGACCCCAAAAAUAUAUGGGCCUCUAAUGGAAUUGGAUGUGUAUUGGCACAUAAACAUGCAGUAAACGAGGCUAGAGAUAUAUUUGCCCAGGUGAGAGAGGCCACAGCAGAUUUUUGUGAUGUGUGGCUCAAUAUAGCCCACAUAUAUGUUGAGCAGAAACAGUAUGUGUCUGCUAUACAGAUGUACGAAAAUUGUCUUAGAAAAUUUUUCAAAUAUAAUAAUGUUGAAGUGCUUCAAUAUUUAGCUAGAGCGUAUUUUAAGGCGUCAAAAUUGAAGGAAGCUAAAAUGGUGUUACUGAAAGCUAGACGGGUGGCUCCUCAUGAUACAAUACUUCUCUAUAACAUUGCUCUGGUUUUACAAAAAUUAGCAACAGUUAUACUGAGGGAUGAGAAGUCUACGCUACAAAUUGUAUUACAAGCUGUACAUGAAUUAGGACUGUCUAUGAAAUACUUCACAUAUCUUGCAGAAGCUAAAGAUCAGAAGAUAAAUGUUAAUAUGGCAUUAAUGGAAGCAAGACAAUGUAAAGAUCUGUUGUCUCAAGCACAGCACCAUGUUGCUCGUGCCAGGAGGGCAGAUGAAGAAGACAGAAUGCUUAGACGUAAACAAGAAGAUGAACGAAGUGCUUUCAAACUUAAACAGUUGGAAGAGCAGAAGAAAAUUGAGGAAGAACGGAGACUUACCAAGGAGCAGUUACUGCAAAAACGUCAAGAAUACAAGGAGAAAACAAAGAAUGCUCUUCUGUUCAUGGAAAUGCCCAGUGAGAAAACCAAAAAAGGAAAAGGUAGAAGUCGAGAAAUUGCAAGUGAUUCUGGUAGCGAAGCUGAACCUCUGGAUGGUGAACCAGCCCCCAAGAAAGCCAAGAAAGAUAAGCCAAGAAAACGAGCCCGCAGCUCUGACAGGGGCGAAAAGAAACCUAGAAAAUCGGGCGGGGGCCGUGGAGGAAGAAGGAAAAAAGACGGUUCAGGCUCUGAAAGUGAUAGACCGAAGGCAAAGAGAAUCAAGAAGAAGCUGGAACCUAAGAAGAAAACCAAAGAUGAUGGUCUUAGUGGUAAACAGAAGUUACGAAUUGUUUCCAAAGCAACUAUAUCGAGCAGUGAUGAUGAAAGUGACGGUGGGGCAAGAUCAAGAUCUAAUUCGAGAAGUAAAUCACGUUCGAGAUCAAGGUCACAGUCGAGAAGUCGAUCAAGAAGCCGGUCCGGUUCUAGGAGUCCUUCAAGGUCAAGGAGUAGGUCACGAUCCAAUUCUGGAAGCAGGUCACGUUCAAGAAGUGGAUCCAAAUCAAGGUCGCCAUCAAGGAGCCGAUCAAGGUCAAGAAGUGGUUCGAAAUCAAGAAGUCCAUCAAGAUCUAGAAGUAGAUCAAGAUCUAAAAGCAAAUCAAGAUCCAAAAGCCGAUCAAGGUCUAGAAGCAAAUCAGGCUCUAGGAGCAGAUCAGCAUCGAGAAGUAGAUCAAGAUCCAAAAGCAGGUCAAGAUCGCGUUCUAGAAGUAAAUCUAGAUCUAAGAGCAGGUCGAAGUCAAGAAGUAAAUCAAGGUCUAAGAGUAGGUCCAACUCCAGAAGUAAAUCUAGAUCUAAAAGCAGAAGUAAGUCAAGAUCCAGAAGCAGAAGUAAAUCAAGAUCCAAAAGCAGAAGUAAAUCAAGAAGUAGAUCCAAAUCUAGAAGUAAAUCCAGAUCUAGAAGUAGGUCAAAGUCCAAAAGCAGAUCAAGGUCUCAUUCUAGAAGUAGGUCCAAGUCCAAAAGUGGAUCUCGAUCAAGAUCAAGAAGUUGAAACAGAUGUAAUGACUUAUUUCAAAGAAUCUUUUAUUUUAGAAAUGGAAGUAGUGAUAAAAUUAUUUUCAGUUUUUAAACAAUUGACCCAGAAAAUGAAUGAAAUUGUUGGAAUUAUUCUCAAUUUCUUGGUGUGUUUGUUCAAUUAUAUCAUAACAUUGAGAAUUGAAUUAAAAUCUCUAUAUUGA